Molecule: messenger RNA, 758 nt
Organism: Nicotiana attenuata
Lineage: Eukaryota; Viridiplantae; Streptophyta; Magnoliopsida; Solanales; Solanaceae
Exons: 2
Coding region: 145-318 (57 amino acids)
Source: RefSeq, a predicted model, not a curated record
UUUUAAAAGUAAAAAGUCCAAUGGCCUCUCCGAAGAAGAAAAAAAGAAGUCCAACGGCAACUAAUUAAACUCCCUCAGUCCAGUUGUCUUGCAAAUCGCUCCACAUCUCAGCACUCGCCGGAAAAAGGGAACAGAAAAAGUGUGAUGGGGAUUAUAAGGAGCAGUUUCUCAUUCAUAUCAGGAACUGUUUGCGGAAUAUACAUAGCUCAGAACUACAACGUCCCCAACAUUCGAAAGCUUAUUCAGAACGCUUUAUUCAAGGCCAAAGAUGUCGAAGAGAAAUAUCGCAAGCCCCCUAAGCCUGGCGAUCGCCUUUAGAUUUCACUCUCCUUAUUUCAGGGCAGUUCCAUUUCCAAGAUGGAACUAACUAAUUUUAUGAAGGUUGGCCUCGAUUCUUUGUUCAGAGAUCAAAUUUUCCAAAACCUUACUAUUGCCACCCAGAACCUACACUUGGAUUCAACGUCCGGUUGUGCUCCCUCAUUAUUUUAUAGCCCCAAAACAGUUGCUCUUGAUCUCUCUUUAUUUUUAGCAGCAUAUUGUCUGCAUAGCCUCCAUAAUGUGCGCAACUGUUUUUGCUUGAAAUACAUUCUCAACAUUUUUGAAGAAUUUACUUACCAACCCCUUAUUCAUCCUUUAAGCACAAUUUAUUACCGACCUCAUGACACGUGUCCCAUCGUUUUUUUUUCCUGAAUAGCAUCACUAUGUAUAACUCUGUCCCUUGGUCUUGGUCUGUAAAAAAGAAAGAUAUUUUUCUGGUC